This is a messenger RNA of Saccharomyces eubayanus, 819 nucleotides long. RefSeq names its product Cmg1p (gene CMG1). The coding region runs from base 1 to 819 and encodes 272 amino acids. The transcript has a single exon. Gene Ontology annotation, molecular function: nucleic acid binding. Gene Ontology annotation, cellular component: kinetochore. The record is from RefSeq and is a predicted model, not a curated record. Lineage: Eukaryota; Fungi; Ascomycota; Saccharomycetes; Saccharomycetales; Saccharomycetaceae.
AUGAGGGAAGAUAGACAGAAAAGAAACCGUGAAGAUAGUGCUGAUGAAAAAAAUAUACCGCCUCGCAAGAGAUCGAAAACUGGCUCAACAGAUGACGAAACAGCUAGCACGAAAUUACGUUCUGCCGUGCCCAAAGGCUAUAAAAUGAUGGAAAAAAUGGGCUAUAAAGAAGGUGAAACACUAGGUAAGAACACGAAUGCCCUCAAAGAACCUAUUAAGGUAAAAAUCCAUUCCAAAAAACAAGGUAUACGUACAAGUAAGCCUACUACACGCACAGCAAAUGACAUACAGACAAGCGAACAGGCAUUUAAAGAACGGGAAAGUAAGAAGAAGAAAAAUAAGCAGUUAGAAAAAGUUUGGUACAACAUGCAGAAAACUGCUUUUGAAAUGACGGGUGACUCUGAGUUAUACAAUCCAGGCGAGGAUCCGAGAGACUUUAAUGUACUAUGGAGAUCAUAUGUGAUACUCUUGAAUGAUAAACUAAGAGAAAACUUAAGUAACAGUGAUAGUACAAAGGCGAAGGACAAAGUGAAACUGGUAUCAGAAGAAGAGUUAGAGUCUUCACUCGCAGACAAAACAAAAGCCAUUAAAGAUGCCCCUGUCGUAAUAGAGUACGAUACCACAGUUAUUGAUGACGACAUCAUAGAAGAUGGCGAAUUGGCUGCACUAAGAGAGCUAAGCAUAGAAAAAAGGAUAACCAAAUUAAAUGUUCUUCUGCGAUCUGAAAAAUAUUACUGUUUCUUUUGUGGGGUACGGUAUAAGGAUGAAGGCGAUCUUUACGAGCAUUGUCCCGGUACAAAUGAAGAGGACCAUGAAUGA